Molecule: messenger RNA, 1681 nt
Organism: Momordica charantia (bitter melon)
Lineage: Eukaryota; Viridiplantae; Streptophyta; Magnoliopsida; Cucurbitales; Cucurbitaceae
Gene: BZIP52
Product: basic leucine-zipper 52
Biological process (GO): regulation of DNA-templated transcription
Cellular component (GO): nucleus
Molecular function (GO): DNA-binding transcription factor activity
Source: RefSeq, a predicted model, not a curated record
AUAGGAAAAAAAAAAAAGCUUUAUUAGCCAAGCACAUGGCUCGGGCAAGGAGAUUUUAGAGAGAGAUUCUAGAGAGAGAGAGACACUCGCCCGGAAAACUCAGAGAGAGAGCCCUAGAGGUGGGGGAAAAGGAAAAUGCAAGAUCCAGCUUCUUCAAACCCUAUCCACACUCCCAAUUCCAAUCCGAUUCCUCCGCUCAAUGUUGCAUUGUCGCCGGCAGUAGCUCCUCCGCCGCCGAAGACUCAUAAACCCCCGCCGGUGGCGAAUGCGACCGCUUCCUCCUCAAUGUUCGGGAAUUCGAAUUCCCCCAACGGUUCAUUCGUGCUGAGAGCCGGUUCUCAUCAUCGGCGGGCUCAUUCGGAAGUCAGCUUCCGCUUACCGGAGGAUAUGAUGGAUCUCUCCGGCUCCGAUCCGUUCAAUGGCGGUUCGUCCACCGCAAGUCUGGAGGAGAUCGGAUCGGAGGAUGAUCUGUUUUCUACCUACAUUGAUGUGAAGAAGCUUGGGGGUAAUGGAGGGGGGAAUUACGCGGAUCAUAAUGCCAAUGGCGGAAGUGAAGGCGCCGGCGGUAGUGAGGGAGAGAAGACUUCAAAGCCAAGGCAUCGCCAUAGCGUCUCCGUGGACGGAACGACGUCSUCGUCCAGCAUGUUUGGGGAGAUAAUGGAAGCCAAGAAAGCCAUGCCUCCGGAUAAGUUGGCUGAGCUCUGGACCAGUGACCCCAAGCGCGCCAAAAGGAUAUUGGCAAAUCGACAGUCUGCAGCUCGCUCAAAAGAGAGGAAAGCGCGAUAUAUACAAGAGCUCGAGCGCAAAGUGCAGACCCUUCAAACAGAAGCAACUACUCUAUCAGCCCAAUUGACUUUGUUCCAGCGAGACACAACGGGUCUCAGUACCGAGAAUACAGAGCUUAAACUGCGGCUGCAGGCUAUGGAGCAACAGGCUCAAUUGCGUGAUGCUCUGAAUGAAGCACUAAAGAAGGAAGUCGAGAGGCUUCGAAUCGCUACCGGGGAAAUAAUGAGCCCUUCUGAGUCGUUUAACUUGGGAAUGCAUCACAUGGCAUACGCCCCAUCGUCUUUCAUUCAACUUCCACCGCAACCGGGAUCUGCAGGCCCUCAGAACAUGCAAAUGCCACCAUAUAGCCAUUCACUAUCUAAUAUGUCUAGCCACCCUCUGCAUCAAUCAGAUUCUCAUUCUCUCUCAGAAGUUCUGCAGAGCGACCCCAUAGGCCGAUUGCAGGGUCUCGACAUCAGUAGUAAAGGACCAUCACUCGUGAAAUCCGAGGGCCCCUCACUUUCUGCUAGUGAGAGCAGUACAACCUUUUGAUGCAGAACUGGCUGCUGACGCUUUGACCCAACUGACUUGUUGAUGAUUCAUGUGAUUUAGUAUAUUGUUUAUAGAUCGAACUCCAGUCUCUAGAGAAGUUUCUCCUCCACUUCAAUAUCAUUCAUUUGAUUUGUAUUUAAGGACCAAAUUUUUUUUAUAUUCUUAGGGGGAUUCUUCAAAUGGRUUUCGGUUCUCCGAUGUUUGUUUCGAUGUAUGUAACCUUGUUGUUGUGUUAAUGGGGUGGGUGCUCAAAAGAUUUGUUGGAAUGAAACGAGUCUUGUUCAAUGUCGGGAUGCUUAUCGUGUAGCCUUCUUUUCUUUGUUUGUCCUACAUGACAUGCUAAUAGUGUAUUUGCUUCGCCAAA